Messenger RNA from Anolis carolinensis (green anole), 760 nucleotides. RefSeq names its product mitochondrial ribosomal protein L27 (gene mrpl27). Gene Ontology annotation, cellular component: ribosome; mitochondrial large ribosomal subunit. The transcript is spliced from 4 exons. Lineage: Eukaryota; Metazoa; Chordata; Lepidosauria; Squamata; Anolidae. Gene Ontology annotation, molecular function: structural constituent of ribosome. Bases 72 to 533 code for a protein of 153 amino acids. The record is from RefSeq and is a predicted model, not a curated record. Gene Ontology annotation, biological process: translation.
CCACAAACCCUGCGGAUCCGGAAGCGCGUCAAUUGCGAAACGGGCCGCCUUUCGGAGGAGGGGAAGGCGGGAUGGCGCUGCAGCUGCUGGGGCGGUUGUCCUUCUUGCCCUCGAGCCCAGCCGCCGGCGGGCAGCUGUUGCCCGUUUCUCCACUGAAUGCAGUGGCAGUGAGGUUUGCAUCCAAAAAGACUGGAGGCAGCUCCAAAAAUCUUGGUGGAAAAAGUCCUGGGAAACGCUAUGGCUUCAAAAAAAUGGAUGGACAGUUUGUUCAUGCAGGCAACAUACUAGCAACACAGCGAGUGAUUCGCUGGCACCCAGGGGCUCAUGUGGGGAUGGGCCGCAACAAGUGGCUGUAUGCACUUGAAGAUGGGAUUGUGCGAUACACCAAGGAAGUCUAUGUGCCACAUCCCCGUCGCCAGGAAAGCAAAGACAUUAUCGUCCAGUUACCUAGAGGAGCUGUACUGUAUAAAACAUUCAUCAAUGUAGUCCCCACAGUUGAGGUGGGGAGCUUUAAGUUGGUCAACAUGCUGUAAGACUGUCCAGAAGAUACCAGCCAAGAACUUGCUCAGAGGAAUCUGACCCCCAGCACCCAUCAGUUCUGUCCUUCUGAGUGACUUGGUUGUUACCUACUGUAACUUGAGCCAUAGCUGAAGUAGUCUCGGCAUCUUUACCAGACUGUCAAGAGAGAUUUCUGCAUUGUAAAGGAUGUAUAUUUAUAUAUCUGACAACCCCAAUGAAAUAAAUGUUUUCUAAAAUACAA